Molecule: messenger RNA, 1224 nt
Organism: Nezara viridula (southern green stink bug)
Lineage: Eukaryota; Metazoa; Arthropoda; Insecta; Hemiptera; Pentatomidae
Source: the annotation of a GenBank genome assembly
CUCCAUAAAAGACAAAUGGCAUUGGAGCUUUACAGCCGAUUGUGUCCAUUUCUUUACUGAGAUUGGCCUAAGCUACAUCGGUGGAAGAUGUUUAAGGUACGGACUGCUUUACUUUGGCUAAGCUUCGACGUCGCCCUGUCUGACGCAGUCGCUUACUUAGACGCUGCAAACUGGAUGAGGAGUAACAUCGAGUGGUUGGGCAAGAGGACACUGAAGGAGAUCUGUUUACCAGGAACACACAACUCCGGGAUGAGCAAAUUAUUCGGAGGGACAUCAUUCUCGAAGACUUGCAACAGCGUGAACCAGGGCAGGAACAUACGCAGACAGCUGGAUCUAGGAAUCAGAUUCUUCGACGUGAGACCGGUAAUAACCACUGGAGGAGUCUACAGGGUUGGCCACUACAGUAAGAUAUUUGGUAAUGUUUGGCAAGGCGGAUAUGGACAUACUAUAGAAUCAAUCGUACUUAACAUCAAUGCCUUCUGCAAAGAUCAUUAUGAAUUGAUUUUCUUCCGUUUGUCCCAUUCGCACAACACGGAAAAAGAAUACAGCUCUUUCACCCAACAAGAGUGGAACAAUCUUUUCCAGCUUCUUAAUAAGACAGAAAAUCUAUACCAUGCUACAGAAGACACCUAUUUUCCGAUAACGACUUUGGAAAAAUUUACGAAUAACGGAACAAAAGCUGCAGUUAUUUACAUCGUAGAUGAACCCAAGUAUAAAACCAGCCUCGGAGACUACACAGGAAAAGGUUUCUUCUACAAAUUCAGUCUUAAAAUAUUUGACAAAUAUUCGGAGACGGACAAGGUAGAUUUCCUGUUCAUGGAUCAGACCGCUAAGAUGAAGAAAGAAUCAGAAAAAAGGUACUUCCUCCUAUCUUGGACACUGACCCAGCAAGCGGUUGAUGCAACCAUGUGCCCGGCGAUGGGAAAGACCAUCAAAGAUCUAGCUUUUCAGGCAAACAGAAGGCUGAAAAAUAUAUUAUUGAAAAUAACAAAAACGAUAUAUCCUAACAUCAUAUCCAUUGACUACGUUGAUAACACUGAGCUGGUGGAAUUAGUAAUGGCUGUCAACCUUAAAUGGCUUACUGAAAAGUCGCUACAUUAAAAUUAUUGUAUUAGAAUAAAGAAGAAGUUUGAAUAAAGAAAGGACUAUAAUUGUGACAAAAAUGAUGUUGUUUUAUUCAUAAAUAAAAUUAUUAUUGUUUUACAAAUUAUUUUUUAAUAUUUU